Molecule: messenger RNA, 798 nt
Organism: Lichtheimia ornata
Lineage: Eukaryota; Fungi; Mucoromycota; Mucoromycetes; Mucorales; Lichtheimiaceae
Exons: 3
Coding region: 1-798 (265 amino acids)
Molecular function (GO): RNA binding; zinc ion binding
Source: RefSeq, a predicted model, not a curated record
AUGCUUGCCCCGCCAGCAAUUUUUUUGAGCGAUCACAGACACUUGACGUUUGACUUUGAAGAGUACAUUAAGAAAGAGCUAGGAUUGGAUCUUGAUAAUGAGAAUAAAAGAGAAGAUGGACAAGUGUGCAAGUACUUUUUGAAGGGUGCUUGUACCAAAGGGUCUCAUUGCCAAUUCAAGCAUUCGCGAGGUGGAGAUCGAGACAAGUCAGUAGUGUGUAAGCACUGGUUACGCGGUCUUUGCAAGAAGGGCGAUAGCUGCGAAUUUUUACACGUCUUCAACAUGAAAAAGAUGCCCGAGUGUUGGUUUUACUCUAAAUACGGCGAAUGUUGCAAUGGCGAUGAAUGCAUGUAUCUUCAUAUCGAUCCUGAAAGCAAACAAAAAGAAUGUCCAUGGUAUGCUCGAGGAUUCUGUAAACAUGGCCCGAAUUGCCGACACAAGCAUGUACGCAAAAUGGUUUGCCAGAACUAUCUUACUGGUUUUUGCCCAGAAGGUCCCAAUUGUCCGAAUGGUCAUCCCAAGUAUGAACUUCCUACAAUGUACUCCGCAGACGGUGCCGGUGAUGACCGUCAGCAGCAGCAACAACCCCAACAUCAACAACAACAGCAGCAGCAGCAACAUCAACAUCAACAAGAUACCUCGUCUAUAGAUGAUCAACCACAACGCUCCCAUGUAAAUCGGCCGCAAAGUGGAUUUUAUCGAAGGUUGGAAGAUGUUACAUGCUUCAAGUGUGGUGCACAAGGCCAUUAUGCCAAUCGGUGUCCUCAAGGACGAGGAGGUGGAGGUUACAGGCAAUAG